AUGGACGAAGAUGCUCAGUUAAAUGGCGUCCCAGUUCUGUUUAUUCCUGGUCAUGCUGGUGAUUACACUCAGAUUCAAUCGUUUGCUUCUGCUGCUCAUCGUGUCAUACAAUGGAAACGAAGCGAGGGCAGGAGUGUAGCUGGUUUUGAUAUUUUCACGAUGGAUACAAAAAAGGAAUUUGGUGCAUUCUCAGAUGCUGCACUGUUCCUUCAAGCACAAUUUGCUAGCGAGGCAAUUGUGCAUAUUUUGGGUAAAUACAAACACUUGGAACAUGGCCCAAAAUCCGUACAUAUUAUUGGCCAUUCCAUGGGCGGCUUUGUUGCAAGAUUGAUCCCACUCUUGGAAGAUCUAUAUCCCGAUUCUUUGUUAGACUCUGCAGUUUUCGCUCCAGCAGGAACCAUCCAGUCCAUCAUUACGCUUUCAUCUCCACACAAUCGCCCCCCUGUGCCAUUGAGCAUGCAUAUCGAUGCGUUAUAUACCCACGUCAACAGGAUCUGGUCAAACAGUAUCAAUACUAUAUCUAUUCAAAACACAACUGUGGUUUCAAUUGCAAGCGGGAGAAAAGACACGGUUUUAAACUCGGAACUGACUCAUAUCAAAGGAAUUGUUGAUCCUUCAAGAGGGUUUGGCGUAUAUGCUACUGCUAUGCCAAAUGUCUGGGCUACAUUUGAUCAUGAAGGGGCUCUAUGGUGCAACCAGCUUAUUGAAAAAAUAGCAGAUGCAAUGUUUGACUUGCAUGACUGGAAUGACUCUUACAGUCUGUUGGAUGUAGAUCGUCGAAUGUCAAUACUAAAAACUGCGUUUUUAAACACUCCGAAACUGCAUAAUGAGAUCAGUAGCACCACAUUUACCAAUAACAGCAUUCUCAGCAUUCCCGAUUUGGCAGAUGAUGCCGUUAAAACCCAUACAUUCUCAAUCAGUGCAAAUUCAGCCAAGAAACGCAUGUUUCGUUUAGUCACUAGCAGCUGCUCGCUCAAUAUAAACAAUGAUUCACUUUUGGAUCAAACAGCGUCCACUCCAAUCGAUAUACUUGCAGCUUCACUACAGUCCGUCACUGAUGAGCUGCCAGUCUAUUACAAUCUACGUCAAUCUCUGGCAAGACAGAUUCCUCAAUCCACUACAGAACCCUUUAAACUUAUGUUUCGAAGAUUAUCCGAUUUGAGAGAGGACGGGAGACCUUGCUGGACUAUGAUAGAAGUCAACACAAACGAAGUGUUUGGGCCUCAAAAUAAUGUUAAUAUACUUUUAAAGAAACACAGUGACUCGACUGGAUUUGUCGAAGCUAAUUUUGAUGAUUUUGAUGAACCUCAUAGCGUGGCUAUAUCUACUUUUGAUUUGAUUUUUGGAACAACAGUUACUUUAGAUACGUCUGCAGUUGUUUCGCACUUUGUGUUUCCAAGAAUCAAGGACAAUCAUCUCAAGUAUCUUGUGAAAAUAACGCCCCAGUGUGAUGAACAUCCAACUUUCCCACCCUUUGUAGAGUAUGGUGCACCGCCUUCAAACGAUUUUAAAUUUGUUUCGAAUAUUUCAGACACAAUUUUAUCAUGGUACCAUAGUCCAAGCGAUCUAGACUUUAAAUCUGGGUUGAAAAUGGCACUGGCGUCUCCAUUAUCGUGCAAGACAUCCGUCAUUCGGAUAAAAAUUCAUUGGAUAGCGAGUUUGGGACUGCUGAUUGGCGACUUUAUCACUUUUUUGCCUGCCAUGAUUGUUGCGAAGCGAAUACUUUCAUUACAAAGUUCAAUGGAUCGACUAUUUAUGCCAACGUAUUUAUUUCUAUUUGCUUUGGAUCUGAUUUACCCUUACAUUACAAUCACAUUGAAUCCUUCAACCAUCUUUUUGGGCCAUCGUGAUCUAGCCAAUCCUUUUGGUUUACAUUUUUGGUUUUCUGUAUCAACAAGUAUUAUAUAUGUUACGCACUUGCUGCUUGAGUUUUUUACAUGGGGACUAGGACAAGUGGCUGGCUCCCUGUUGAGCGUAAUGUUUAGUUUACGACUUGGUAUUGCUGGAUGGGUGCCUGUUGGUAUUGCCGUGAUAUUUUUUCCAUGGCAUACGGUUCAUUUGCUCUGUUUUACUUAUUUGUUUUUGCAUGCAUCGUACCAAUCCAAAUAUCGACGUUUUCAGGAUGAUGUUGCUGCUUCGCAGACUGUGCUGAUGCUAUCAGCAAUGCUGAUUCCGUUUAGCGUGUUGUCUUUGUCUGCUGUAGGUGUAUUUACAUCACCACAUGCGACAAUCAGACAUGGCGGAUGGAUAGAAUGGAUUGCACUAAGUUCCAUGAGCAGAGUGGUUGGUUCAUGUCUUCAACUGGUGCUUGCUUUUGGACAUUCUUUUCGACUGUGGCCAUUUUGGACAACUCGAAUUAAUGAGCCCAACUCACGUAAAACAACGCUUAUAAUCUAUCUAUUGGCGAGUGUUUGCAUUGCUUAUGGAUAUUGGUCUCCAUUUGUUGCAUCAGAUGUGGUGUUUACUGCAUUGAUGCUGUUUGUCACUCUGUCCAAUAUACUCAAAUUUUCCAGAAAAAAGGGCACCAAAGUAGCCGACUCGUUCAAGAUGCAUAAAUCCCCUACUAUAUCGGAUUAG
This is a messenger RNA of Batrachochytrium dendrobatidis JAM81, 2577 nucleotides long. RefSeq lists its product as uncharacterized. Gene Ontology annotation, biological process: GPI anchor metabolic process; endoplasmic reticulum to Golgi vesicle-mediated transport. NCBI's taxonomy places the organism in Eukaryota, Fungi, Chytridiomycota, Chytridiomycetes, Rhizophydiales. Gene Ontology annotation, cellular component: endoplasmic reticulum. Bases 1 to 2577 code for a protein of 858 amino acids. Gene Ontology annotation, molecular function: phosphatidylinositol deacylase activity. The transcript has 9 exons. The record is from RefSeq and is a predicted model, not a curated record.